AUGCUCCGCAUAUUCGUAUCAAAGAACAAUCUCAAGUUUACCGUGUUCAUAGAAACACCCUCAAAAGCCUUUUCAGAUUGGUCAUUUCCAAAGGUGUGUCAACUUUACGGACUUGAUUUGAAAGACGAUUCUUCCCGGGCAAUACUUAAACAUCUUAUUGCUGAGCUGAACGCCCGUCUCAAGGCCAGAAAUGAAUCAUCAAAAUCGCAAUAUGUUUGGCCCAAUGGGCAUGGCCCAGUCGAUUUUGCAAUAGAUUUGCUCCAAACCGUCAAAACUGUCGGUGUAACAGAAGUAAAGGAUGAAGAUUAUUUAAGGGCAUUGCUCAGAAUGCCGUCCAGCUCGAAUCAGCUUUACCAAACCGUAAGCGUAAUGCAAGUGAGAUGGAAGGAGAUGCGUUUACAGGAAAGUUUUUUUGAAUUGUCACAGAUGCGGAAAGUGUUGUGUACGGUAUUGAGAGUGGAAGGUAAUGUUGAAAGAGUUCUUGGAAAUGUUGCAUGGUUAUUGGAGGAGGCGCAGAAACCAGACUCGGCUCUUGAGAUAGACAAAGAAAGGGAAAUCAAAAGGUGA
This is a messenger RNA of Funneliformis geosporum, 567 nucleotides long. Lineage: Eukaryota; Fungi; Glomeromycota; Glomeromycetes; Glomerales; Glomeraceae. The record is from the annotation of a GenBank genome assembly.